Molecule: messenger RNA, 1104 nt
Organism: Momordica charantia (bitter melon)
Lineage: Eukaryota; Viridiplantae; Streptophyta; Magnoliopsida; Cucurbitales; Cucurbitaceae
Source: RefSeq, a predicted model, not a curated record
AUGGCUGCAAACACUUCUGCCAACGCUCCUUCCAUGAUGGGAUCGACCAUUGUCAAAUCUCACGCUGAAAAACUAGAGAAGUUCAAGGGAGAAAACUUCAAAAGAUGGCAACAGAAGAUGAUCUUCUACCCCACCACCUUGAACCUUGCUCACAUCCUAAAGGAGGUAUGCCCAACUACUCCCCUAGAAGCAAUCACUCUUGAAACUGAAGCUGUCAAGCAAGCGUGCUUGCAUUCAAACUUUCUAUGUUGCAACUACAUCCUGAGUUGCUUGGAUGAUACCUUGCAUAAUGUUUACUGCAAUGCUUUUGAUACUUCAAGACAAUUGUGGGAGGCAUUAGACAAGAAGUAUAAGCUGGAAGAUGCUGGUACUAAGAAAUUCCUUGUUAGAAAAUUCUUAGAUUAUAAACUGAUUGAUACCAAGUUGGUAAUCAACCAGUUGGAAGAAUUGCAAAUUAUCACCAGUGAUUUGCAAAGUGAAGAAUUGGUUAUUAAUGAACCAUUUCAAAUUGUUGCUGUGAUUGAGAAAUUGCCUCCUGCUUGGAGAGAAUUCAAAUAUUAUCUCAAACACAAGCGAAAGGAGUUGUCCAUGGAAAAUCUUACUGUGAAACUCCGCAUUGAAGAGGACAACAGAAAGGAGGAUAAAGAGCCACAGAAAUUUGAAGCUAAAGCACAUAUUGUUGAAGCUUCAAGGCGUCAUCCCAAGAAGAACCAAUCCAAGACAAAGAAUUUUGGGCCAAGGAAUGAUGCUAACAAGCGCAUUCGUGCAAUCUGCUGGGUUUGUGGCAAAAGUGGCCAUAUAGCUGCAAACGGUAGACACAAGAAAGGACAAAGCUCCAACAACCAGGCCAACAAUAUGGAAGAUGACAAUUUAAUUUCUGCCAUCUCUGAGGUAAAUAUGGCCUCUGACACCAAAGGUUGGUGGAUUGAUACUGAUGCUACUAAGCACGUCUGUGGGGACAAAUCACUGUUCACCACCUAUGAGAAGCUAGAUGAUAGUGAUAAACUGUACAUGGGAAACGCUUCAACAGCCUCAGUGGAAGGCAGAGGAAAAGUCUUGCUAAAAUUGACUUCUAGAAAUAUACUUACCCUCACUGAUGUGUGA